ACCAAGAGAAUCCCAAAACGGCGCACGUUAGUUGUCUACUGCUCCCCUUAUUUUUCCUUUUCCUGAAAUAUUUUCCCCCAAAAUCUUUCUUCCCCUCACUAUCUCUCUUUGUUAGGGUUAUCCGCAACCGCAGUCACUCCUCAUUUCUCUUCAAUAUCCCCACUGAAUUAAUUUUGAAUCCAUUUCAGUUUCCCAAAUCUCUAACAAUUGAUUGAAUUAGGGUUUUGAUUCGUUUCAAUGCCUACUAGACAAAAUCCUACCGACUUCGGAACUACUCGCUUCGAUUUUGCGAUACCGAGUGGUGCCGGCGCUAUCAUCCUUUCCUUAGCCUUAUUGGGAUUUGAAUUUGGAUUUGAUUUCGGGAAUUUUUUGUUCGCAUGACGUAGAUUUUUUUGGGUUCUUUUUAAAUUUUCAAAUCAAGGUGGAUUUUUAUUUAUUUUUCCUUUUUUUGAAUUUUUCUUCCGCGAGAGAGAAAUUGGAGUUGUAUUUUCAUGGCGCCCAGUCGACGGAAGAGUGCCAGCAAAGCUGCUGCUGCUGCUGCUGCUCGCCGCCAGUGGAAAGUGGGCGAUCUUGUUCUUGCUAAGGUCAAAGGUUUUCCGGCUUGGCCGGCGACGGUAAGUGAGCCCGAGAAAUAUGGUUAUAAAUCAGAUUGGAGAAAAGUACUUGUUUACUUCUUUGGAACUGAUCAAAUAGCCUUGUGUAAUCUUGCUGAUGUAGAAGAGUUCACAGAAGAGAAAAAAGAACUUCUUCUGGGGAAGAGCCAUAGAAGAAGUGCCGAUUUUGUUCGUGCUCUGAAGGAGAUUGUUGAUUGUUAUGAGAAGCUGAAGGUAAAAAAUCAGGAUGAUCAUCUGGGCUCUGGCAGAACUCGUGAUGAAAAUGCUAUAAAUGGUGAUCUUAGUGCUACAGAUGCCACAGUUCCUGAUGGAGCGCAUAAGUCCAUUGUAAAAUCCUUCAACUCUUCCAGACCAAAAGAUGAACCAGGCACUGCUUUGGAAGAUGUUGGAGCACUAACUGAAGUGGAAUCGUUGCAAAGAAGAGUGCCUUCCGAAGAUCAUGAUAAUAAUGCUGUUGCACCCAGCGUGUCCAUGCCUUGCACUUAUACUUUAAGGAAAAAGUCCAGAAGCAGUCAGCCGCAAGGAUCUGAUAAUAAAAAGAAGGUAUUAGGUCAAAAGUCCAGGAGUUCGUUAAGGCUUCAUCCACGUGGUCUACAAAACGGUGACUCAAAAUGUACUUAUGAUAAAAAUUCUGAUGAUGGUGUAAAUGGCUUUCUGGAUGGUGCACUUAUAAGAGCUAAGAGAAGUAAAAGAUCACCUGAUUUGAAUAUUCCCAGUGUCGUGAAUUCACCUGUUUGUAAUUCCAAUGGAACUGUUGAUGAUAAUGGAUCUGAAAUUGCUAUGGCUGACUCUGAAAAUCUCAGUAAUAACGAAGGUAGUGCCAUUGAAUCUGACCAUAAAAGUGAACAACCAGAUUUUCUCAGUGGAAGUUUUGAAGGUCUUGAGUUAUUUAGAAGGCUUAAUUUUCAAGCCAAGACUGCUGUUGUGAGGAAGAAAAGGAAUUCAGGAAGGAAACGUGCUCAAAAUGAUGGUCUAGAAUCUACUUCAAAGUCAGAUCCAGAAGUAAAUAAUGAGACAGGGGUUCUGAAAGAUACAUUGGCAUUACAAGCUUCUUGUGGAAAUUUGAUUGAUAGUCAACCCAAGGAUGAAAGCGAUGAACACUUACCACUAGUAAAACGAGCGAGGGUUCGAAUGGGAAAAAUGCUGGCCGAGGAGCAUCAGAAGCUUGAUUUUCUCGAGAAGACUGAGCAAAAGUUAGUAGACUUUGUUUCAACUAGUUCAUCUAAUUUGGCUAGCACUUCUUCACAAUGUGAUGAAAGUCAUCAAGCCAAUAAUUUGUCAAUCGUGAAUGAAUUGCUGGUGUCUGUCCCUGUAGAUAAUCAUGGUGGGAUUGCAGAGGAUAAGCCUCAAUCUCUUAAGACUGAGAACUGUGUUGUAAAUGAGUCAGUAGCUUGUUCACCUGUGGAUAAUGGUAUUUACAUUCCAGGGGAUAAACCCCAGCCUUGGAAGACUAAAGCAAGUUCCCCCUUGGGCUGUGUAAUUGAUGGUGAAGCUGCUUUGCCUCCAUCAAAGCGCCUUCAUCGAGCUUUAGAGGCGAUGUCAGCUAAUGCUGCAGAAGAGAGUCAACCACCAAUGGCAGUGUCUUUGUCAACAAAAACAGGAGUGGAUAUCGAUGAGUCAGAUCUCCAUCAAAUAGAGAUCCAUUCCGACAUGCCUGUGAAUGCUAAAGUUGACAAUAAUUUAGAAUCCCAUUAUGAUUUCCUGAACUGUAAUAAUUCUUUGCGUUGCUCUCCAUCUAGAUAUGAUGUUGUAGCCAAGUCUUUUCAAGAGGUUUCUAUGUCCGACUCAGCUGAUAGGGUUUCUGUUGAAAAGGCCGACUUAAAAGAUAAUGUUAAGGGGCCGGCUGUUUGUUCAGAGAAUAAAGAACUUUUUUUGUCUAAGAAUACUGGGGUACCUGACAAUGUGCCCCCUGUUCAAGCCAUCUUGAGCAAUGUUACUGAUUCCAAGCCCUUGCAAUCUUUAGCUACUUCAUUAACUCAGCUUCCUUUGGAGGUUUUGAGCAAUGUAAAAGAAGUAGAAAUGGUUCAGGCUGAGGCAACGUGUGAAAAGCCUGAUGAUAAGUUGCAUUCUGUAAUAGGGAAAGAAAAAGAUGUAAAUGUAAGAUGCAGCAAUAGUAUUUUUAACCUCUGUACUGAGGAUGUUCGAAUUUUGGCUCCAAACGAAAAUUUAAAGGCUCCAGUGGAUAGCACCACUGAAGUCAGACACAUGUGUAAGGCAGUGGACGAAGUUUCAAAAAAUGAGACAGAUGUGAAUGCCUCAUCAUCUCCAUUGGAUGCAUCGUCACUGAAAACAUCACUUUGUGCUUCAGUUUCUGGUGGAAUGCCUUGUGAUCUGAGUGAUGCUAGUAAAAUUGCAAGUACAGUCCCUGCUGAAGCAGAUAAGCAGAAGCACGUAUCCCCUCCAAAUAGUCUAUUGGUUGCCUCAGAUAACAGUCUCGCCAUUGAUGCCAAAUUGCUUCAUAGUAUGCAUGCUAUGGAUGCAGCUGAAACUGAAAAUUUAGAUAUAAGUUUUCAUCACCAGAAUAAAUCAGGGGAAAGAACGAAUCUUGCAGAAGUGAAAGCUGCGCUUGCAUCUCUUGAGUUGACGCUUGGGUCACUGACUAGAACUAAAGAAAGCAUAGGCCGGGCAACACGAAUAGCAGUUGACUGUGUAAAAUUUGGUUGUGCUUCUGAGGUGGUUGACCUUCUUGUUCAAUAUUUGGAGAAAGAGUCAAUCUUACAUAAGCGAGUUGAUUUAUUCUUCCUGGUGGAUUCUGUUGCCCAAUGCUCUCGAGGUUUGAAAGGUGAAGUUGGUGGGGCAUAUUUCUCAGCUGUUAAGGAUGCACUUGCGCGUAUGCUAUCAUCUGCUGCUCCGCCUGGACAAGCUGCAAGAGAGAACCGUAGGCAAUGCUUGAAGGUCUUAAGGCUUUGGCUGGAAAGGAGGAUCCUCCCGGAAUCCAUCAUUUGUCAACACAUACGGAAGCUUGAUUCACUUAACUGUUCCUCUUCUACUGGUGGUUAUUCUCGGCGAAUGUCAAGGACUGAGAGAUCUUUUGAUGAUCCUUUACGAGAUAUGGAAGGCAUGAUGGUUGAUGAGUAUGGAAGCAAUUCAAGUUUUCAGCUCCCUGGAUUUUGCAUGCCCCGUAUGCUUAAAGAAGAAGAAGAAGAAGGGAGUGAUUCCGACGAAGGAAGUUUUGAGGCUGUUACUCCCGAGCAUAAUGCUAAAAAUCAAGAGUUGCAUGAAAUGACUGCAGUCGUUGCAACAGAGAAGCACCGGCAUAUCUUGGAAGAUGUUGAUGGCGAACUUGAAAUGGAGGAUGUGGCACCCUCAAGUGAUAUUAAAAUAGAUCCAAAUGCUGUUACUGCUGUUGAUGCUGCUCAGGAUGCACAGAGUUGUAAGGAGCGUUUCUCCGCUUUUGUCCCCCCAUUACCUCAUGAUGUGCCUCCUCGAGCACCUCCUUUGCCUACAUCUCCACCACCACUUCCCCCUCUUCCUCCUCCUCCUCCUCCGCCGCCACCACCACCUCCUCCUCCUCCACUUGCUCCCCAUGUAUCUGCUAUGUCUCACAUGGAUAUUGAUUCACAGCUUCAUGUUGGUAGAAAUAGCACCCAAGAAGCAAUUCCAUCAAGACCUCAGGCUUCUGUGAUGCAUCAUCCAAUGCAGAUGCCUCCAUCAACCAGUUCUUACAAUUCCUAUCCUGUAAUGCAUAAUCCUGUACCACCAGGGAAUAAUAUUCGGCCAAUGGAUGGGAAUUUAUAUGGCAAUUCUUAUAAUAUUAGGCCUCCUUACCCAUCUUCAUCAAAUCAUUUUUCUUAUAUUCCUGCGGAUCAACAAGUACGGCCACAAAGGGACGUUGCACCUCCAUACUUCGAUCAAUCUCGCUUUGGCCCGAGUGCGGAUGGUGGACAGUUUUAUGGAGACCAAGAUAAUGUCAGACCGCCAAGACACGAGUUAACAGAUGGCUGGGGAUACUCUAGACCUCCAUUUCCCGGUCCUUGUGAACCGAGACCACCACACAACCAUGGGUGGGCUUUUCCUCAUCCUAUGCACCAUCAAAAUCAUUUUCCUAGUAGACCACCUUGUGAUGCUCCUGGCUAUUGGCGGCCAAGAUGAGGAUCGUAGUAUUUCUUUUUGGCAACGGCUGUUAGACAGAAUUUUUGGUCCAGAUAAUCCGGCUUUGUGCACAGGAUCGAGGGACUCCGUAAAGUCCAAUAGUAAUUGCAAGUUGCAAAAACUGAGACCGGGGCAGCUCUUAGUAGCUCGUUUUCUUGUAUAUAUAAUUUAUACAUGUGCUCUGUUACAUUAUUGUGCACCCCCAACAGUCGAAUUAAUUCUGCUGAGCUUGUAUCAUCCAUAGAAGUAAUUCUUUCCUCCCCCACCACCCCACUGUUGAGUCAUGAUUUAGCAGUAGUGUUAUACAAGGAAGCCCUUCUAGGAAAUUGUUGAUUGUUAUUUGGGGCUUCUGUAUUUGCAGGUACACUCUAUCUGCACUGUUGUAAAGAAAUUUUGUUCAUAACCUUUUAGUCUCUCUCAAUUUUAAGGAAUAUGCUCUAUCUUCCUAUC
Molecule: messenger RNA, 5156 nt
Organism: Amaranthus tricolor (Joseph's coat)
Lineage: Eukaryota; Viridiplantae; Streptophyta; Magnoliopsida; Caryophyllales; Amaranthaceae
Product: protein HUA2-LIKE 2-like
Exons: 12
Coding region: 492-4706 (1404 amino acids)
Biological process (GO): regulation of transcription by RNA polymerase II
Cellular component (GO): nucleus
Molecular function (GO): transcription coregulator activity; double-stranded DNA binding
Source: RefSeq, a predicted model, not a curated record